Fukomys damarensis (Damara mole-rat) is the source of this 2017-nucleotide messenger RNA. RefSeq names its product polycystin 1 like 1, transient receptor potential channel interacting (gene Pkd1l1). Bases 366 to 1511 code for a protein of 381 amino acids. NCBI's taxonomy places the organism in Eukaryota, Metazoa, Chordata, Mammalia, Rodentia, Bathyergidae. The transcript is spliced from 12 exons. The record is from RefSeq and is a predicted model, not a curated record.
GCGCCUUCUCCGCGGACAAGCACUCUCUCAAUCGGGCCAUCCGGGAGGAGUGGCUGAGGACCUUUCCUUUCCGCCUUCUGCGAGAGGGUUGAAUGGGUGACCUCCAUCCAGACCACGUCUAGCGAAGGUCCUCUCCUAGUCGGGUUAGUCUGUGCCUCGCUCCGCAGAGCCCAGAGUUGGGCUACUGGAUUUCUGCAUCCACCCUGAAGGUUGUCCUGUUCCUGGAUCCUUGUUCGAGUUGUGCUUGAAGCGUUUCUGAACUCAGUAACAUCUCCGCAAAGUUCUGAGUACAACAAAACCCAAAGAAGCCAUCAGAUGGAGCCCGGUGGGUUUGGUUUAAUUCUUGCGAAGCCCUUGAAGUCUGAAUGAGAGGAACCGGCUGGGAAAUUCUUGGCUGCCCCUGUUGCUGUGCUGGGGCAGCAGAAACAGCUUUUGGUUUGGGUUUGCCUGAAGCAGUGCCAGGCGCUCACCGGGCACCAGAGACCAGGGCGACCGCAGUCAGAGCCCGCUGCUGGAUGGGCUGCAUGCGGGGUGGCCCUCGGCGGCUGGAGUGCCGGGGCUCAGCCUGGAGCUCUAGGAGGAAAAUGCUACCUGCUAGGAGCUUGGGUGAUCAGCCGCAGGUCUCCCCUGGCAGUUUACACAAGCCUGCUGGGCUGCCUCCAGUGGCCCUGGAAGACCGGCUUCCUUUGUGGAGCCCUGAAGUUGGAUCCCCUGAGGCCUGGAAUCUGAGCCACAGUGGCCCCGGGGGCUGCCUGCUCGGCCCCAGGCAGGACCAGCUCUUCGCCAGCGUGACCCUGCACGCCCUCCUGCUGCCCGCCGCCCAAGUGGAAUCUUUCAGGGUCUUCAGGGCCGAAUCCGGCUACUACCGAGUGCUUCCUGAGAGGGUGCGGUGGCUCCAGGCACUGCUUUCGUUCCCCUGGACCCUGAGGUGUGUGGCCGUCCCUGGCCUUCUUCGAGUGGCGGUGUCCUACUGUCCCUGGAUGCGGAUGCGGACGCGGGGCUCGGUCUCCAGCGUCUCUGCCCCAGCGCUGGUGGGGGCCCUGCUGGUGGCCGCUCACACACACCUGCACCACCUUCUGAGCACAGCCUGGGCGCUGCCACCCCGCACCUUUGCACACUCAGGCUCCAGGCUGCUGCUGCUGAGGUUUCCCAGGAGAAGCUGGGAGGACUUGGCCCCAAGCCUUUCCUCGUCCUGCCCGCGAGCCGUGGCUGGGUGCUGCGGGGCCCUCUGGGCAAUGGCGGCCGCGCUGUGUCUGGGAACGAAGAGCAAAUCUUCUUGCAUCACACCGCUGGUGAGGCUGACAGAUGUCACCACGCUUGCUUGCUGGAAGAGUCAUCACCUAGAUGAGUUCUCCAGACUGCUAGAUGAACUGCUGGUGAGGGUGGACACUUCGUCUGACAGUCUGGAGCUCCCUGCUCCCCAAGAACCCACGCCUGUGGCGUGGGGAGCAGAAGACAGUCCCAUAGUGAGCAGCCCCACUCACCAAGCUACUGGGGCAAGAAGAGAAUGACUCCAGUCAGAAAUGUGUGCUGAGACAAGAGCUGCUACAGACACCCAGGAAAACUGUCUGUUCCUUCCCCGACUGCCUCCUAUGGGUGGGCGUCCUGCAGCUCGAAGGCACAGGAGCCCUGGGAGAAGCUGCUAAGCAGACCCCGAAUCACCCAGGUCCCACUACUGAGGCUCCAGCCUCACUGUGGGCCCAGCCACACCUGCACCCACUUUCCACCAGACCAGAGCCCACACCAGGGAGAGCAGAGCCUGGUCUGCUCCUGCUUGGAACUCAGAAAUGCUGGUUUCAGCCACACGUGGCGCUGCAUCCUGGAGUCCCGCACUCUGGGAGGCUGAGCCUGGAGGAUCGCUAUUUGGAGCCCAGCCUGGGUGACUUAGCCGCUCUCUCAAAAUUUAAAAUAAAGGGGCAAUGGGGAUGGAGCUUAGUGUGGUUCAGUCUCCAGCUCCGCGCACACACACACACACACACACACUCUCUCUCUCUCUCUCUCUCUCUCUCUCUCUCUU